AUGGACUACGUUCUUUACAUCGGGAAUAAGCGCUACUCCAGCUGGUCCAUGAGACCCUGGGUCCUCCUCAGAGCACUCAAUAUUCCUUUCGAAGAACGCCUGCAAACAUUCGUCGCCGGCCGUCGUCAGCCCGCCUUCCUCUCCUUCUCCCCGUCUGGCAAAGUCCCAACCCUCGUCGACGAAGACAUCACCGUCUGGGACUCCCUCGCCAUCGUCGAAUACGUCGCCGAGGCCCACCCCUCCGUCUGGCCGCAAGACUCCAAGGCGGCCCGCGCCUUCGCCCGCAGCGCCGCCGCCGAGAUGCACACCGGCUACGAGGCCAUCCGCGACCAAUGCUCUAUGAACGUCGCGCUGCGCAUCGACCUCGGCGGGCCGCCGGACGCGGCGCUGCAGCGGGAUCUUGACAGGCUGGAGGAGGUCUGGACGGACGGGUUGAAGAGGUUCGGAGGGCCGUGGGUGGCUGGUACGGAGUUCAGCGCCGCGGAUGCGUUCUUCGCGCCUGUGGCGACGAGGGUUCGGACUUUUGGGCUGCCGUUGAAGAGCGCUGAGGCUAAGGAGUAUGUCGAGAAGUUAUUGGAGCAUCCUGCUGUCAAGCAAUGGGUUGAAGAGGGUAUUGCGGAGACGGCGAGGGAGCCGAUGCAUGAGGAGGACGUGUUGAGGGGGCGGAAGGUCAAUGAAGACUUGUCUGCGGCUCAGUGA
Messenger RNA from Colletotrichum karsti, 699 nucleotides. RefSeq lists its product as uncharacterized. Bases 1 to 699 code for a protein of 232 amino acids. The transcript has a single exon. Lineage: Eukaryota; Fungi; Ascomycota; Sordariomycetes; Glomerellales; Glomerellaceae. The record is from RefSeq and is a predicted model, not a curated record. Gene Ontology annotation, molecular function: maleylacetoacetate isomerase activity; glutathione transferase activity. Gene Ontology annotation, biological process: glutathione metabolic process; L-phenylalanine catabolic process.